Cloeon dipterum is the source of this 693-nucleotide messenger RNA. Its product is annotated as large ribosomal subunit protein mL62. The transcript is spliced from 5 exons. Gene Ontology annotation, biological process: mitochondrial translational termination. Gene Ontology annotation, molecular function: peptidyl-tRNA hydrolase activity; translation release factor activity, codon nonspecific. The record is from RefSeq and is a predicted model, not a curated record. NCBI's taxonomy places the organism in Eukaryota, Metazoa, Arthropoda, Insecta, Ephemeroptera, Baetidae. Gene Ontology annotation, cellular component: mitochondrial large ribosomal subunit. Bases 58 to 660 code for a protein of 200 amino acids.
UCCCUCUUUCCUGAUUGUGAGAGUUGAAACAUCACAGCACUGACGGAAGACUAAAAAAUGGCUCAGUUUAAUAGGUUUACAGGAAUUUUUCCGCUUUUUAGAGCGAUUAAGGGGAUCAAAGUGAACCAUUCUUCAAAUUAUAAAAGUGCGAUUGCUCUGGAAAACCUGUAUCCCAACAGCAAAUUAACCCUGACAACUCCUUCCAAGAUUCCUGAAACCAACGAAAAAUUCAAUGGUUACAUACCUGUUAAGGAGCUUCAGAUCACAUACAGCAGAAGCAGUGGUCCUGGGGGCCAAAAUGUGAACACCGUCAGCACCAAAGUAGAUCUGAGAUUUCAUCUCGAGUCUGCGACAUGGCUGAACGAAGACAUCAGGGCCAAGCUUUUAGAAAUACAAAAGAAUAAAUUAAACAAAGAAGGAUAUCUAGUUAUAAAGUCUGACCUGACGAGACAGCAGCACAUGAACUUGGCAGACUGUCUUUCAAAGCUAAGGAAAAUGAUUUGGGCUGCAUGCGCGGCCGACGCACCUGCGCCUGCCCCAUCUGCUGAGUUUUUGGAGAUGGCCAGGAGAAGAAAGGAAAAGGCUGCCAGAGAGAGGCUGUUGGAGAAGAGAAGCCGCUCGAUGACCAAACAGGAUAGACAAGCACCAUCAUUAGAUUAAAAAAAGCGUUCAAUAAAUCAUAUUAAGUUGUGA